Messenger RNA from Liolophura sinensis, 1427 nucleotides. RefSeq names its product putative ankyrin repeat protein RF_0381. Bases 70 to 1422 code for a protein of 450 amino acids. Gene Ontology annotation, molecular function: protein binding. The record is from RefSeq and is a predicted model, not a curated record. The transcript is spliced from 2 exons. Gene Ontology annotation, biological process: intracellular signal transduction. NCBI's taxonomy places the organism in Eukaryota, Metazoa, Mollusca, Polyplacophora, Chitonida, Chitonidae.
GUUAUUUUUAUCCAGGCCAAGUUGUAAGUGGAUGGAAAGUGUUUCAGAACAUGCUGCCUAACUGUUUAAAUGCGAUGCAUCGGUAGUUCACAGCUGAUAUGUAAAUGCGCAUUUAAAACUGAAGAGAACUCAGACACUAAUGGAGGGAUGUCCGAGGACGGAGUGCCAACAUCAAGGACAAAGGAUGAUGUGGGACAGCUGUUGUGUGAGGCCAUCGAGGCGGGGAGAGUUGAGGAAGUGGAGGAACUGCUGAAUCAGGGGGCGGAUGUCAACAAGACAUACAAUGAGCUCACACCUUUAGCGCGCUCCUGUGCCCUCACACCUGUUGGUAACCUCAAGGUGGUGAAGAAACUGCUGGAUUUUGGGGCAGAUGUUCACAUACCUGAUCCCGACGGGAAAACAGCCGUUCAUCAUCUGUGUGGAAGCGGGAACCGCAACAAUGACUUGGUGGACAUUUUAGAACUUCUCCUACAGAAAGGUGCCGAUGUUGAUGCGAAGGACCACAUUGGCAGAACUGGCUUGUUUUAUGCAUGCGAAGUGGACGACGUGAAAGCUGUCCAGCAUCUCAUCCAGUCAGGAUGUGACGUAAAUGUACAGACAGUGUGCGGUGAGUCAGCCAUGAAAGUGGCCUGCCGUAAUGCCGAGUUCUGGUUUUACUGGCAUGGACGAGACUUAGAGACCAGUCGACAUCCUGACCCUAAAUUCUUCCCCCCAGUACAGAUCACCAAACUUUUGCUCCAGGGUGGUGUUGAUCCCAAGGAAGCGACUUUCUUGCCAACAGCUGUACAGUUUGGCUAUAGCAGCCUGGUGUUAGAACUGCUGGCCUUAGGCAUGGAUGUGAAUCUGUUAGAUGAUAGCAAGCGGACUCCACUGGGAUGUGCAUGCUCUUCAAACGUUGCCAAUUAUUCUGUGGUGAAAAUGUUACUGAACCAUGGUGCAGACGUCAACAAGGCAGGAGGAUGGAAAAAACAGAAACCCAUCAUCCUGGCAUACGUGCACAACUCCGUGGAGAAAAUACGCCUGCUGCUUUCUUAUGGGGCUUUUGUCACAUCUGAGGAAUUUACCGAACUUGUUAGUCUGAGUUUGUCAAAAAGUAUUCUGGAGAACCCCGAGGUGAUAGGACCGUGGAGUAGAGAGCUGAUGGCAUGGCGGUUGCUCAUAGCGGCAGGUUUCCAUCCUCUGACCGACCACGGACUGUUAGCCUACAAAAUCCAACAGUUAAGCAUAUGCAGUAGUUACAAACACAUAUCUCCGUGGAUUGACACGCUUUUAUUUCCACUGAGAACAUUGAAAGAUUGUUGUCGCAUAGCUGUGCGAAGACAACUUAAUCCCAGCAUUGAUGAUAAGAUUCCGCAGCUUCCUUUGCCAAAUGCCCUGAAGGAUUUUCUUAUUUUUAAGGAAUUUUCAGUUGACACCAAAUGAUAUAC